UCAUUUUUUUUCCGAAUGCUUGUCUGAAAGUUGUUUUCCUUUAGUUUUGAAAUAAAAAUGGACGUGGAUUUAUUAAGGCCGGGGACAGUCCCAAUUUCUCCAGACACUGUAUUAGGUUUUGAAUUUUUACUGGAUAAGAAUUUAUUGUUGAAACACUUGCAAAAACCAAAUUCAGAUCCCUCCCCAACUGGUUUGAUAACAAAAUUCCACGAUGUAAUGGCUUUAACUCUUUGCAAUAAAUUGGAAUCUGAAAAUCCAGAAACCAUCAACUCAGAAGCAAGUGACUUAAAAGUUAAGCAUCCCGCUAAAAAUAUAGCCAUGAAAAUAUUGUCAUUAAAAGUUGCUGCAUAUUUGAACUGGAAUCUCUCUCAAAUAAGAACCUUACCUUUUAAAACCCAGAUAAAUUUGCUACAGGACCUAAUGUAUUUUACCAGUGAAGAACAGACUGUUAUGGAGAUUCCGAAUAUUGAGCAAACUGAUACUAGAACUGCCUCUCCCCAGUUUUUGUUUUCAUUAUUAUUGUUUCAUAGAUGGCUGCUGAAUACAUCAAUGCAUAGGGUGACAUCAAACUGGCAACAAAGAUAUGGCAUGAAUGAUAUGUCUCCAGCUGAUGAAAAUAUUAUAUGCUGUCAUGAAAAUAUUCAGAAAACUCUAACCUUCCUGAUAGAUGCAUUGCAGUGGGAAGAUAUACCAUGCAUGUUAACGUUCGACUGUUUUAACACCCCCACUGAACAAAAUGACAAUAUUGAAUUUGAUUGGAGUAAGGGACAGUCAAUAACAAAAGAAGAAUUUGGUGCUCAGAUUAGUUAUGAUUUAGGAACAUUUUACUUUUAUCAGGAAGAUUAUAAUCAAGCCAAAGAAUAUUUUCUGAAAUGUUUAGAAUAUUUUAAUACUUUGGACAAGAACAAUGGGUUUCUAAAUUUUGACAAGGCAGUAUUAGAAGUGUUUGUUAGAGCUUGCGACCCAACUGUUGAUACUCAAAAACGGAGCUUAUUGGAACAAUUAAGUAACUCAAUUGUAAAUCAGUACAUGGGAAUAACUGGUAUACUUCAACAAGAUAAUAUUGAACGCGAAAUACCUUUGAUUCACAGAAUCAAUCUUGAGUUGGACAUUCAAGGAGCUCUAUCCAGUGGAGCUUUCACGGUGGCUAGGGAUCUUCUUUUCAAAGUUAAAGCUUUGAAUCAUGUAAGAUGUGCACUUGAAAAGAAACUGUUUUUAAGUGAAUACCCCUUAACAAAUGUGAAGAAUAUGGAAACACUUAUUUGGGCCAUACAGACAAGCUGGCGAUUUCAUCAAGAAAUUGACAGAAACCUACUGAAGAAUUAUCUUUUUGAACUUAUAAUCAAAGAGGAAGUACCAGAAUUGUUGUCAAAAAUUCAAUCCAAUGAAGUAUUAGGAAAUAUUUUUCAAAAAUCUGAAAUGCAAUUUAUCACAGAAAGGGAAAAUGACAGAGAUGUCACCAACCUUAUGUUUCACAGUGAAUUCAAUUUUUUUGAAUCUACCAAAAAGCGUAAACCAAAAAUGGACUUAAGGCAAUUGCAGCAAAAAUUAAUAUCAACUUAUAACUGCAAAGAAAUUAAGGAUAUUUUACUUAAAAUGGGGGCUAUGAAUUUAGGUAAAUCAGUUUCUGAAAUCAACCCAUUAUGGCAGUUGCCAAUUCCAUUGCAGAGUGUAAUUAAGUCCCUUCCCAGAGGUUUAUUGCAAGAUUAUGCCUAUGUGUUACUGGCUAAGUCCAAAGAACACCUCCUAAACAAAAAUUGGAAUCUAGCUUUGGAAUUGUUAAUUGUAUUGGAUAAAGAACUGCAAACUGCAACAUGCAAUGUAUCUAAGUUGUCUAGGAUGGUAAAUUGGGAGGUACUGUUAAUCCAGAUUACUCAGUUUUGGGAAGAUUGGCCAAGAGCUUCUGUGGAUAAAAAUGCCUUGGCCAAUGCUUGUGAAACUUGUCUACAUACCAAUGAAUCUGUGAUACCUCGAACUGAAAUUAUUGAAUCAUGUGCUAUUUGCUUGCUGAAUUUAGGAAGAUGGGAGUUUCUUAUAAAUUAUGAGAAGAGAUGGAGCACAUUCGAAAUAACUUCCGCCAUCGCUCAGGCAUGUCACGAAGUUAUUAAAAAUAAAGGAAUUAAAAAAUUUUCAAAAAAUCUCUGGGAAAUCGUGUUGCCAGUUUUUGCACCCAACUCAUCCCAAUCAAAACGAAGCAAUUCGGGUUAUCUUGACUCCUCUAAUAUAAAAAAUAACCUAAUGUCCAUAUUUUUCAAACUGAAAGAUUCUUGGUGUUUGACUGUUGUCAUAUCGUUGCUCACCAAAAUGUUUAAUAUUGUAAAAGAUGAAACCAAUUUGGAGUUACAAGUUGAUUACGCGAACUUAUGGCCUAGUGUAAUUAGCAAUGCUAGUUCUUAUAACGUAGCAGCAGUAUCCGAGAUGCUAUCAGAAGUACUUUCACAUGGGUUAAAAGAUUAUCCCACAAACAUACAUUGGCUAAGACUCCUAGGCGAUAUCAAUUUUGCUAAUGGAAACUAUAAAAUUUCUCUGUCAUUUUACCUGAAGUCUCUUCUUAUCUGCAGCGAUUAUUUUAAUAUUCCAGUGCGAAAUGACGAUCAUGUAUUUCGGCGAAUGAUCAAAUGUUGCCAAGCAAUGGGUUGUUCUACUCAAGCUGCAGUUCUUUGUCAGUUCCUAGAAGAACCUGAUUAUACACUUGCUUUUAGAAUUUUAAGCGAACAAAAGACGUGUAAUGACGCUGUUGAUGCUUACUACCAUUGUUUUUGGGAUACUAACAUUUUGGAAUUUUUGAUUUACAUUCACAAUAGAAGGGGCGAGUUUCAGAGGCGAAAGGCUGCAGUACAGGUUAUUGGUAUGUUGGAGCUAAAUUCUAAUAAUAAUGAAGAAAUACAAAGAGAAGCAAGUAAUCUUAGGAAAAGCGUAUUUUUAAGAGCAUUGUGCAAACAAUAUGUUUUUUAAAUAUAAGAUCUA
Messenger RNA from Cylas formicarius (sweet potato weevil), 2967 nucleotides. RefSeq names its product integrator complex subunit 8 (gene IntS8). Lineage: Eukaryota; Metazoa; Arthropoda; Insecta; Coleoptera; Brentidae. Gene Ontology annotation, molecular function: protein binding. Gene Ontology annotation, cellular component: integrator complex. The coding region runs from base 58 to 2955 and encodes 965 amino acids. Gene Ontology annotation, biological process: snRNA 3'-end processing. The transcript has 13 exons. The record is from RefSeq and is a predicted model, not a curated record.